This is a messenger RNA of Ectocarpus sp. CCAP 1310/34, 291 nucleotides long. The record is from the annotation of a GenBank genome assembly. Lineage: Eukaryota; Phaeophyceae; Ectocarpales; Ectocarpaceae.
AUGUCCGCGGUCGUAGCGGAAAGUGAACGCGAGCUUGGCAGAUCCGGGGGGUUCGAGCUUAUUUUCCCCGUGGCCAGGACCGCCAACAAAUACUUGAAAUUUUUCGACGGACCUCGCCCAUUCGAGCGUCUACUCGCCGCCGCUUCGGCGGCAAGAUCGCCCCACAGGGGUGCUCGGGAAGCCAGGGGUAAGGCAGCCCUAAAGGGGAUGCGGUACGGGCGGGACAGCCGGAAGAAAGGUGGUAGAAAAGGCGGUGAUGAACAAGAGCAUCGACAUCGGGUAGCUCAGUAG